Scaptodrosophila lebanonensis is the source of this 969-nucleotide messenger RNA. RefSeq lists its product as uncharacterized. Bases 1 to 969 code for a protein of 322 amino acids. The transcript has 5 exons. The record is from RefSeq and is a predicted model, not a curated record. Lineage: Eukaryota; Metazoa; Arthropoda; Insecta; Diptera; Drosophilidae.
AUGUGGAAGCAACGGCAGACAAAGCGUUCGUCCAGCAGGAUACUCAAGCAAAAUGUUAUGCGACGCAUGAAACAAAAGCGCAACAACAAAGUUAUUAAUAUUUGCGACAAGCGCUCCUACAAUUUGUAUCCAAAGGCUUUUAAGACCAAAACAACAGAAGCACCAAAAAUAUCUACGACUCAAUCUUACGUUUGGAUACCAGGCACAAACUGGCGUUUCAAAGCCCAACAUGUGCCACCAUAUCAACUCGUUCCAUUUAAACCUCUCGGUUAUGAAAGGCCUCCCCCAAAACCCAAACACAGGAUCGAUGUAUCACCACCCACUUAUGCCAACCCCAACAAAUGGCAGAAGUGGUCUAAAUAUGGACAGAAUAAUACGUAUUGGAGGCCAGAAUAUGAGCAUUAUAAGAAAUACAAGUAUGCACAAGUCGGGCAGCCCGCAGCAAAUAUGAAAUGGCGAAAAAGGCCAACAGGUUCGUCUAAAUAUGAUCAUUACAUUGACAAUUGGACAUCGCAUGGACAGCACGUACAGUCGUGGAAGUCAGAUGUUCCAGACAAGUGGUCGAAAUGGACAACAGUAUCCCCCAAAUGGACGAACUAUGGCAAUCGCUGUGCUCCUUAUGAAUUAUAUGACUAUGCGGAUCUGACCGCUCUUAGAGAUUGGCGGCAUUAUCAUGCGCAUCGCGAUCGCCGACAGUUGUUUGAUCAACUUUCUGGUUUCAGUCGUCUACUUGGCUUCGAUGUAAAGACUUGCAUUUUACGAGCCAUGUGCGACAGCAAGCGAUUACUGUUGCCACCGGGCUAUUCCAUGAUGCAGGAUAUAAUACGACUGAUCUUCACAAUGCCCACCAUAACGGGCGUGGAAGAUGAAUACAGUCAGGCAAUGCGUAUGGAUCCCGAACACUGUGCCCAACAUUUUCGUCAGCAAUGCAAGGUAGAUAUACUGGCUUGGCUUUUCAGUGGUCAUUAA